Messenger RNA from Nymphalis io (European peacock), 2216 nucleotides. RefSeq lists its product as uncharacterized. The record is from RefSeq and is a predicted model, not a curated record. The transcript is spliced from 6 exons. Lineage: Eukaryota; Metazoa; Arthropoda; Insecta; Lepidoptera; Nymphalidae. Bases 199 to 1260 code for a protein of 353 amino acids.
AUUCCAAAUUGUCGAAUUGUGAAGUUAUUGAUUUUUCUUUAAAAGUCUAGAAUUUAACGCGUGUAGUCUGGUUCAUAUUGCAUCUUUUAAGCAAACUGAAUUAUUGUGAAAACAUAAUCUCGUGAAUCCAGUUUUGCCUCAGUGUACUUGAAUAACUUGUUUGUUUUAAUCAGUAAAUACUUAUUUCGUUAGUCCAAAAUGGAAUCAAGUGAUCGUGCGGACCAUGUUGCGGGAGCUCAGGCAAAUGCUCUCCCGACUGAAGGCUUAACUUUCGAGCCUCGACGACCAACUAAUUUACAGACCCUACUUCGUUUUGCCAUAGAUGCCACGCACAAGAACGACGAAGAUGGGCCCAAUGGCGCCGGUGCGAGUGCUUUGGAUUUGGAGAGGCGUAGGUUCUUGGAAGAAGCUUUGAAGAGUCUCACGGUGGACGUGCCGAAGGUGUUGCAGAGAGGAAUUAGGAUACUCACCAACGUUGAGUUUAUCAAGAGCGUGCAGCUCGGCCAGCCGGUGCCUGAUGACAUCAGAGCCGCAUUCAACAAUAUGAUGGAGUUCGUUGAUGAUAUUGAUGUCGCUUUGGAUUUUCAAAAAUUAGGCGGCUUUGCAUUGUUUCCCGUAUGCUAUGGGAGUGAAAAUGAGGACAUACGCAUUCGUACGAGCCAGCUGUUGGCUGAAUUAGUGCAGAACAACCCUGACUGCCAGGAGCGGGUGCUUGAGUAUGGUCUACUUAAUGUGCUCCUACAUUUGACCAAUAGUGAGCAAGGCUAUGCCCUGGCCAAAUGUGUUGGUGCUAUUUCAUGCUCGGUACGCGAGUACGAUCCUGGUUGCCGUGAACUGAUCGCGCUCGGUGGAUGCGACACGCUCGUUAAAGUGCUGGAGCAGACAUACGCCUCCGCCAGGGCUAAAGCUUCUUUCCUCAUUAAUUACCUGUGCCAACACUAUCCUGAUGCAAAAGAACAAUUCAUACAGAAGAAUAUAGUGAAGAUAAUAGGAGAGAAGCUCAAAGAAGGGCGGGAUGACUCCUCCGAACAAAUGCUGAGCCUCCUAAAGACUUUGGUUGACACAAAUGACCCCAGAAUCUUAGAGCAAUUGAGGGAACCGUCACUGGAUCUUAAGCAGAUUAUAAUAGAUCACCUGGACGUCCCGGAAUUUGUGGGUGAAGGUUUCAUUGAAGAAAAGGAAUAUUGCUAUGCUGUCUUGACAGUACUCGAUAGUUGCCCAGAUGUAGAAAUUGUGUCCAACGAUGAUAUUGAUAGAUAAGAUGGGCGAAGCGAGUAUUUUUGAGUCAUUUAUUUAUACUACAAUAUGUCAUAAUCGAAAUAUCUAUACUAAAUAUGGAAGUAAGAUUUUUAAAAAUGGUGUUUAGUACUAUUUUGCUAUGUCAUUUAUGUUUUAGACACGUUUUAAUGACAUAGGUAACUAAAAUGUUAAGGGUUUCUCCACACGAUUCAAACACGUGUAUAAUAUUACAAUAAUGUGUUUGGAAGUCAAAUAAAACAGGACCCUAUAAAAUUAUCUUGUAUUGCACAAUGUACGACAAAUUCCAAAGUGAAGUUGUUUAAUAUAAAUAUAAGGCAAAAUCAGAUAGAAAAUAUUGCCUGGCUGUCAAUACAAACAAAAUAACCCAGUUGGGUUAGUUACCUAAACAGAAUGUGUUAUAACCAAUAUUUUUUAAGUCUUAAUAUAUAUAUAAUAAUCAAAAUGAAGAAAUAGUUUUUAAAAGUAAUAUCACCAAAAAUGUAAAAUAAUUAAAAAAACUAUGUUACGUGACUUUAAAGUUACCUUUGCAAAAAUAAUUUGUUUUAUGCGGUCCAGUGUGACGUCACUGGACCCAGACGGCACGUCCACGUAUUGUAUUAUUAUUAGUAAUUAUAAAUUUCUAAUUUUAUUCCAAAAGUGAGAUAAGUGAUAACACGGCACACUUUGUCGUCUACCAUUUACCAUUAGGUAAAAUAAAAAUGACAUUACAAAUAAUUAAUAAAAACAAACAUUGCGCGGUGCGCAUUCACAAAUGAGUUACAGCCUACAGGCCAGUCAUUGCAUGUUAGCAUACGAUUUAACUUAUAAUCUAUAUCUCGAAUCUUAUUGACGGGUUUCAAAAAGGUUCGCACUGGUUUUUUUGUAUGACCUAUAUUUAAUUCCAUUUAUAUAGUGUUUUACAAUUAGAAUAAAACUCCUUUCUGUAAUUGUAUAACAAUAAACUUAUCAAAAAUAAA